Messenger RNA from Ixodes scapularis (black-legged tick), 1424 nucleotides. RefSeq names its product replication factor C subunit 2 (gene RfC4). The record is from RefSeq and is a predicted model, not a curated record. The transcript has a single exon. Gene Ontology annotation, cellular component: nucleus; DNA replication factor C complex. Gene Ontology annotation, biological process: DNA repair; DNA-templated DNA replication. Gene Ontology annotation, molecular function: DNA clamp loader activity; DNA binding; ATP binding. NCBI's taxonomy places the organism in Eukaryota, Metazoa, Arthropoda, Arachnida, Ixodida, Ixodidae. Bases 97 to 1308 code for a protein of 403 amino acids.
CACUUUAGGUGGCGCAAGCUACCGCCUAUUGCGAAUUGUACCACUUAUUUUGUUUGUCCAUUCGCCGCACUCACUCUUUUGGCUUGGCUUUUAGCUAUGGCUUCGUCUUCGCUUCUCGCAGUUUUCCGCCUCCGGCUUUUCCGUGUUUGCCAGUGUUUCCUCUGCGCGAUUUGCGCGCCUUUUCUACGUUUGUACGGCUUCGGCCACUGCAUCUUUCGUCGAUUCCGUCGUUUUCAUGGUGAUAUACAGCGUGUAUAUUCCAUCUCGUUUGCGCAAGAUUUAUACUGGUUCUUCGUUAUGGCAGAAGCAAUGGACGUAGACUCUGAAGUGACUCAAAAGCGUAAGGAUUGCGUACCCUGGGUCGAAAAGUACCGUCCGGCCAAAUUCAACGAGAUCGUGGGCAACGAAGAGACCAUUGCCCGACUCGAAGUGUUUUCCCGCGAGGGCAACGUCCCGAACGUCAUCCUUUCGGGCCCUCCCGGAGUGGGCAAAACCACCACCAUCCUGUGCCUGUCGAGGAUACUUCUCGGCCCUUCGUUCCGCGACGCCGUCCUGGAACUCAACGCCUCGAACGACAGAGGCAUCGACGUCGUUCGCAACAAAAUCAAGAUGUUCGCUCAGAAAAAGGUGACUCUUCCACCAGGCAAACACAAGGUCAUCAUCCUCGACGAAGCGGACAGCAUGACAGAAGGAGCCCAACAGGCUCUGCGCCGUACCAUGGAAAUCUACUCAAAGACGACGAGGUUCGCCCUGGCCUGCAACACGUCCGAUAAAAUCAUCGAACCAAUCCAGUCCCGGUGCGCCGUUGUCAGAUUCAGCCGGCUGUCCGACGCGCAGGUGCUGGCCAAGCUUCUGGACAUCUGCAAGCAAGAGGACGUUAGUUACGCUGAGGACGGCCUCGAAGCGCUCGUCUUCACGGCACAGGGGGACAUGCGCCAAGCCAUCAACAAUCUCCAGUCGACCUUCGUCGGCUUCAGCCACGUGAACAGCGAGAACGUGUUCAAGGUAUGCGACGAACCGCACCCCUUGCUCAUCAAGGACAUGCUGCAGCACUGCGUAGAGGGCGAACUGGACGAGGCGUACAAGAUUAUGCUGCAUCUUUGGAAGCUCGGUUACGCCGCGGAAGACAUCAUCAGCAACGUGUUCCGCGUCUGCAAGAGCCACACGAUGCCCGAAUACCUCAAGCUAGAGUUCAUCAAGGAGAUUGGGUACACUCAGAUGAGGACGCUGCAGGGCGUUCAGUCCCUGCUUCAAAUGGCAGGCCUCUUGUCCAGGCUCUGCAUGAAGACGAAAGUUAUCAAGACCUGAUUGCCUGUGAAUUGUGCUUGGACAUUUUUAUUUUUGUUCGCGAGCCUGAUACCUACACAGGCCCAGGCACAAAACCCUGGUGAGUGCCUCCAGUAAAAAGGUGCAUUGUAAGCGAA